AGGAUAGAUGCGCCACGGCUUCGGUAGCGACAGCAGUGUUUGUCGGCCUUGAGCCUCGUCAGCCCCUCCUUCAGGAGACCGUUGCAGCCCCUGCCCCUCAGUAACCAUGUGUGACCGGAAGGCCGUGAUCAAAAACGCCAACACGUCUGAGGAGAUACAACAGGACUCGGUGGAGUGUGCUACUCAGGCGCUGGAGAAAUACAACAUAGAGAAGGACAUUGCAGCCCACAUCAAGAAGGAAUUUGACAAGAAGUACAACCCCACCUGGCACUGCAUUGUGGGGAGGAACUUCGGUAGCUAUGUGACACAUGAAACUAAACACUUCAUCUACUUCUACCUGGGCCAGGUGGUCAUUCUUCUGUUCAAAUCUGGUUAAAAGCAUGGACUGUGCCACACACCCAGUGAUCCAUCCAAAAACAAGGACUGCAGCCUAAAUUCCAAAUACCAGAGACUGAAAUCUUCAGCCUUGCCUAAGGGAACACCUCAACUUUGAACCUUUAUUGUGUUGUUUUAAGAAGGGGUUCUCUGUACUGAUUUGUUGUGGUCAUAAAACAAUUAGCAAAACAGCCGACAUCUGUAUUUAUUUUCUAUUCCAUUACCUCUCUGCUUCAUGUUUUUCCUUCUCAAAAUCCAUUCCUUUAAAAAUAAUAAUAAAUGUGUUGGAGAA
Molecule: messenger RNA, 667 nt
Organism: Erinaceus europaeus (western European hedgehog)
Lineage: Eukaryota; Metazoa; Chordata; Mammalia; Eulipotyphla; Erinaceidae
Product: dynein light chain 1, cytoplasmic-like
Exons: 2
Coding region: 107-376 (89 amino acids)
Biological process (GO): microtubule-based process; cilium assembly
Cellular component (GO): cytoplasmic dynein complex
Molecular function (GO): dynein light intermediate chain binding; dynein intermediate chain binding
Source: RefSeq, a predicted model, not a curated record